AUGUCAAAGCUCUCCGACUCCCGCAAGGGGAGCUCCGUGUCCGCAGUUCCCCCGCACCACCACUCUCCAUCACCGUUAUCCGGCGAGGAUACUCUCUAUCUCUCCUCCGCCGACUGGUUUGCCGAUCUGAAACUGGGCUCUCCGUACGCCCAGGGCUCAGUUCCGCCGUCUCUCGCGCCCGCUUCGCCGCAGCCGCCAAUGUCCCAGCUCACGCCACUUACACCUCUCUCUCAGUCUUCCCAGCUUCACAUGUUUCCCGACAUGCCGGUACCCACAUUCGAGCACGGCAACUACCUGACUGUGAACGCACAGCUUCCAUGGUCCUCCGAUUCCCUCAUGGUACCUCCCCUAUAUCAUGACAUGUCAAGUCAGGGCAGCAGCCCAUCAGCCAGGCUGUCUUCAGAGACGCCCUCGUUCCAAGACGCCGACACCCCGGCUGCAGAGCAGCAACAGCCUCCCAAGAAGCCAAAGCGGAGCCGCCCGAAUCGCUACAAGAACGCGCCACCGGCCGUCAUUCAGCGCCGGAGAGCCGCCAACAGAAAGUCGCAGCGCGCCUACCGCAAGCGCAAGGACGAUCGCAUCGCCGAGCUCGAGGAGCUCCUCCGACAGGCCGCCGAGCGCGAGCGCGACAUGAGCCGCGCCUACGCGACGCUGCGCACCGAGUACGAGCAACAGCUACUGAUGGGAGGCGGCGGCAGUAGUAGCUCCGGUAGCGGUAGCAGAAGCCGUCAUCACGGCCGCCCGCCCAGCGCCGCCGCCGCCGCGUCCGAGGAAGAGGAUGCGGCAGGAGUGACGAUUGCGCCGACGUUCCUCGCCAUGGCCGCCUUUUCACAGCAGCAAAACGGCGACGGCAGCCUCAUCGCGCCUCAGCUGCUAGAUCCGCAGCAGCCGCAACAACUGACACCCUCACCGCACCUCCUCCCCAUCUACCCACCAGCCCCCAUGCGACACACGCGGGCUUGA
Cordyceps fumosorosea ARSEF 2679 is the source of this 963-nucleotide messenger RNA. RefSeq lists its product as hypothetical. The record is from RefSeq and is a predicted model, not a curated record. Gene Ontology annotation, biological process: regulation of DNA-templated transcription. NCBI's taxonomy places the organism in Eukaryota, Fungi, Ascomycota, Sordariomycetes, Hypocreales, Cordycipitaceae. The transcript has 3 exons. Bases 1 to 963 code for a protein of 320 amino acids. Gene Ontology annotation, molecular function: DNA-binding transcription factor activity.